CACACUUAGAAUCUGUCGUCUUCUAAGUAGGUACUGUUGCGUUCUUACAUUCUCACCUCCGUCCACCCUCAGCUUUCUACACCGAACCAUGGAAAUGUUCCGGUCUGAAAAAUUCCGUUCCUAUGUGGAGGAUUUGAUGAGCCUUCACCACGUGCCUGGUCUUGCUAUUGCAGUUGUGCAGGGCGACGAAAUCGCUUCUGAGGGCUACGGAAAAGCGUCCAUUGAGCCGCCAGUAGCAUGCACAUCGAACACACUCUUCGACUUCGCAUCGUGUGCCAAAUCGCUGACCGCUGCAUCCGUCGGGUUGUUGGUCGACGACAAUGAACAGUUCCCCGAUGUGCAGUAUGACGCUCUAAUGUCUACCUUGCUCCCAGAGGACUUCGUCAUGCCCGGCGUUGGGUAUACAGAAGGCGUUACUGUUGAAGAUAUCUUGAGCCAUAGGACUGGCAUGGCCGCCCAUGACAAUUCCUAUUUUGGGCCACAGGCAGCGCAGCCAGACGAUGCUCGUUCUAUCACUAGAAAUUUGCGGAACCUUCCCGUGGCUGCACCCAUCCGGGCAAGAUAUCUGUAUUGCAACAUGAUGUAUACCGCGGCAUCAUAUCUGGUGGAAGUGAAAAGUGGGCAGAGCUUUGCCGAAUUUCUACACGAGCGCUUUUUCGAACCGCUUGAUAUGAAAUCAACCUGUCUUCAGUCCACAACCGCUGGAGCUAAGGGGUUUGGGGAUCGUAUUGCUACCGGAUAUCACUGGUACAAGGACAGCUCAACAUACCAUGGGUUCCAGAGCCCAGAUUGUCCGGAGGGGCAAGGUGCAGGCUCCAUCAUCUCCAGCGUCGCCGAUUUUGCCAAAUGGGUUCAAGCGUUGAUGAACCGCAAAGGCCCGAUCAAUGAAAAAGUGUACCAAGGGCUCAUCCGAAUGCGCUCUUUUGUGAACCCAAACGCAAGAAGAUUGAAGCCACAUUCUUCCCCUGCUGCAUACGCAGCAGGAUUAGAAGUGCACUAUUACCGGGGCCAUAUGGUUGUCGGGCACAAUGGCACCAUCGACGGCUUCGGGAGCCGGUUUUUCUUCGUCCCUAGCUUCAACUUCGGCGCUGUUAUUGUCGGAAACUCGACUGGAGCAGGCCCCAUCGGGACUGUUUUGGCCCGUGACUUCAUCGACGAAGUCCUUCAGAUUCCAGAGGCAGACCAGCCAUAUCGACAAAGAAGCAAAACCCCGAAAAUGAGCAAAAGCUGCAAUAAGAGUGUCCAUCCCAAACAGAAAUUCGAGAACAAGGGGAAUACAAAAGGGAAAAAUAAAGAAACAAUACCAGGAACCCGCGACAUCCCCGCCAAAGAUUUAAAACCCCAAGAGUUGCCGCUUACUCUAUACACAGGCAAGUACUGGCACCCUGGAUAUCACAACAUUACUGUUCAGGCCAAGGGCAACAAAAAUUUUAUUGACGCCAUGGAUCGGUCAAUGGGAUUCACUCUGACUUUUGAUCAUCUAUGUGACCAAACAAGAUACACAGCGCAUUUAAGUGACUUUUUAGAAGAUUGUGUGGAAUCAAUUCAGGCCGAGUUCAAAUUUGAGGAUGACAUUGCGGUAAAAUUGGGAUUGGGCCUGGAGCCUGCUUUGAAGGAGAUGAUUUGGUUUACAAGAGUGGAUGAGAGUUGUUGAAAUGUAUUAUUUUCCCCUACUUAUGAAAAUCCAUCUUGAUUCAUGUGAAGGGUGUCUCUGUCAGUUACCUGACUCGCCUCUUCGCAUGUCAUGUUAGCAGAGCCCGCCUUGACUUGAUUCGCCGCGCACGGGCCACCAAUCACAAGUGGGCCUUAUCGCGACGAACCAAUACUUCCCAGAGAACAUUUCAGAUGCUUUGGAUGAACGAUCCCACGUACCCAAAAGUAAUAAGAUCAUACAUAGGCUAAUUCAUAUAUUUAUA
Molecule: messenger RNA, 1916 nt
Organism: Ilyonectria robusta
Lineage: Eukaryota; Fungi; Ascomycota; Sordariomycetes; Hypocreales; Nectriaceae
Product: beta-lactamase/transpeptidase-like protein
Exons: 2
Coding region: 89-1654 (521 amino acids)
Source: RefSeq, a predicted model, not a curated record